Molecule: messenger RNA, 3235 nt
Organism: Oryza brachyantha (malo sina)
Lineage: Eukaryota; Viridiplantae; Streptophyta; Magnoliopsida; Poales; Poaceae
Product: protein ENHANCED DOWNY MILDEW 2
Exons: 16
Coding region: 80-2917 (945 amino acids)
Source: RefSeq, a predicted model, not a curated record
CUCGAACCGCGCGGCUUUGUGAGGCCUUAUAAAAGGAAUAAGAGUGAAGCUAGAAAUUAGCAAUUGGAAACUCAAAGAUAUGGCUGACAAUGCUGAAGGCGAGAUUUCUGCUAAUAUUGAUUCAAUUUGUGCUUUAUGUGAUAAUGGUGGUGAAAUUGCAAGUUGUGAAGGCAAGUGCCUCAGAUCGUUUCAUGCAAUCAAGGAUACUGGUGAAGAUUGCCAAACCUUAGGCUACACGAGGCAUCAGUUUGACGCAUUGAAUAUUUUUCUAUGCAAGAAUUGUGAGCUUGAAAGAUAUCAAUGUUUUGCAUGCAUGAGGUUGGGUUCAGCUAAAACAGAUACUCCUGAGGUAUUUCCAUGUGCAUCUGCAAAUUGUGGUUAUUUCUAUCAUGCUAAAUGUGUUGCACAGUUACUCUUCUCUGAAAAUGAAGCCAAAGCACUGGAAUAUACAGCAAAGAUAGCCACUGGGGUAAAAUUUGCAUGCCCACUCCACAGAUGUGAUGUUUGCAAGUAUGGUGAAAACAAGGCUGAAAAGGAGCUACAGUUUGCUGUAUGUCGACGGUGUCCAAAGUCAUAUCAUAGAAGAUGCUUACCAAGGAAAAUUGCCUUCGAUGAUUUCAUUGACAAUGGCGUCUUUCAUUUCCAAAGGGCAUGGGAAGGCCUCCUUCCCAACAAUCGAAUAUUAAUAUAUUGCCUGAAGCAUGAUAUUGAUCCUAAACAUAGAACCCCAACAAGGGACCAUAUUAAAUUUCCUGACAAUCCUGCUGUCACAAGAAAACCCUUCAAUGUAAAUGGAAUGAACAAGAAGAUGGUUAAGAUACGACUUCUUGAGGAAUGUCCACCUGCCCCAUUCUCCAGUGAUAAAAUAUCAUUUGGUCAGGUGAAUCGUUCUUCCUCAAGUGAUUUGACAACAAAAAAGAGGAAAAUGCUUGUGCCUGGAGGUACAAAACAUUGUGAUCGUAUUGCUGUGGCUAGGGAAAAAACAUUAGUUACAUCAAAAAUACCCUUCAGCUCAUUCCCUGAUAUUGACACAAGCACUGAGAGGAGGAUUCAUGAGUUCGCACAAAAGGUGUCAUCUGAUAUAACCAUUGAGGAUAUACAAAAAAAGCUAGUGGUGCCAUCUACACACACACCAGUACCAAAGAAUACUGAAAAGAUUACAUUGGGAAUGGUGCAAAGAUCUGUCGAGGCUAUAAAUGCUGCUCUGCAUAUGUUGGAAAAUGGUGCAUCCAUAGAAGAUGUCAAAUCUGUAUGUGCACCUAGUGAUCUUUUCCAACUUGCAAGGUGGAAGAACAAACUGAAUAUAUAUCUCGCACCAUUUCUUCAUGGCAUGCGCUACACAUCUUAUGGGCGCCACUUCACCAAACUGGACAAACUCGAGCAGAUUGUAGAUAGGCUGCAAUGGUAUAUUGAAAGCGGUGACACGGUUGUUGACUUUUGCUGUGGUUCAAAUGAUUUUAGCUUAUUAUUGAAGGAAAAGCUUGAAGCUUCUGAAAAAAGUUGCGGCUACAAAAAUUAUGAUCUCAUUCAACCAAAGAAUGACUUCAAUUUUGAGAGGCGAGACUGGAUGACCGUUCAACCAGAUGAAUUGCCCACAGGAUGCCGAUUGAUCAUGGGACUGAAUCCUCCUUUUGGGUUUAAAGCUUCUCUUGCAAACCAGUUCAUUAAUAAAGCCCUCACUUUCAAGCCCAAGCUGAUCAUACUCAUUGUUCCCAAGGAAACAGAAAGGCUGGACAGGAAAUACCCACCAUAUGAGUUAAUAUGGGAGGAUUCUAAUCAACUUGCAGGAAAGGCGUUCUAUUUGCCUGGUUCGCUUGAUGCUGAUAACAAGAUUAUGGAACAAUGGAAUUUGUCACCACCUCCGCUUUCUCUAUGGAGCCGUAGUGACUGGGCUCGGAAACACAAGGAAAUAGCUAAAACAAUGGGGCACCUCAGCAAAAAUGUGAGCUUAGAUGAUACGGAGAUGGUAGAUACUGCAUCCGUUACAAAAACUGGGCAUGUGCAAAUGGGUAAUGAUCGGGAUGUGGACUUUAACAACGAAGAAAGACAAGAAGAGGGACCAGUAAAUGCCUCUGUUAUAGAUCAGUUGUUGUCUGACACAUACCAUGAUCCUACUAGUGCCCCAGGGGACUACUGGACAGAUACCGAUGGAAGAUCACGGCAGCCCUGCAACUACGAGGGAAGAAAUGAUCCAACCCAUAAGUAUCAUGCAGGCAUGGUUUGUGGAUCUGACAUGAGCAUUUCAUCAGCAGACAAAAGCGACUGUCAAAAAGAAACGGAAACCGUGUCAAAAUCGGAGCACAGGCAUGCUGGUUCACAAGCCCACGAUCUUGUUGGAAGUGCGCCUGCGGGUUUUGCGGAUUGCGAUGAGGUGACAUCAGCUGGUGUUGAGUACCAUAGGCUGGAAAAUUCACCAGUGACAGAGAGACAAGCAGAUGGCUCACAUUGUGGAAAGCAGGAUGAUUCGCCUGCUGCAAGCAAACAUGCAGCUGGAGUUCAAUAUCAGAUGCUGGAAGACACGCCACCUCUGGAUGAACUCGUACCUGGCAUUUCUGGGCAGCUGAUUGAUUCGUCGCCUGGAGGAGACAGGCUUUCAGCUGGUUUGCAAUACCAAAUGCUGGAAGACACACUGUCCAGAGGGGCACCUGAAGCUGGUACUGGUUGCAGACAGCUGGAUGAUACACUACAUGCACCUUCUGCUGCUGCUGGUGUUGAUGCAGUGGUUGCUAAUUAUCUGCCACAGACAACAAGUCAUUUCCCUGCACUUCCGUUCGCUCCUGCCCCCUUCCCCGGACUCCAGUUCGCUCCAAGAAAUGACUUGUGGCAUGGAUGGUAUCCCCCUCAAGAAGUUCUGACAAGAGGCACGGGCCAUCCAGCCUUCAUGCAGGGCUCGUCCUCCGGUUGGCUCGACGACUAGCGGUGCGACAUUAUCCAAGUUUAAAGAUCACUGACAGUUACUGUUAGCAGAGACUACUGUGCUCCAACCUGGCGAGGGAAGCUGAAUAUGUAGAAAGAAACACCAGAUUUGUUCUCUUGUCACGAGUCACCGUGUAGCCUCUGUAGUCUGUAGAUUACAGCUACUUGGGUCGUGCCUCGGCCUACUAACGUACAAGGUGCGUGCUUGUUUUGUUCUGCGGCUAGCUUUAGAAUACGCUGAUGCUACAUGCUGCUACUAAUUUGUUUUGGAGAGAGAAUCUUCAAGCCUCCUUGCCACCACCUGUUGAUGUUGCUACGU